Messenger RNA from Vespa mandarinia (Asian giant hornet), 593 nucleotides. RefSeq names its product oligosaccharyltransferase complex subunit ostc-B. Gene Ontology annotation, cellular component: oligosaccharyltransferase complex. NCBI's taxonomy places the organism in Eukaryota, Metazoa, Arthropoda, Insecta, Hymenoptera, Vespidae. The record is from RefSeq and is a predicted model, not a curated record.
UACUUUACUAUUAUUCUUUUUAAAGAUGGAAUAUAUUUAUAAAAUACCGUUCUUCGUUUUAGAAGUGCCCAAUUUAAAACUUAAAAGGCCAUCUUGGUUCGUGAAACCUAGCGCGAUGAUAGUUUUUUCUUUCGUUCUUUUAUCAUACUUUUUAGUGACAGGAGGUAUAAUAUACGAUGUAAUUGUUGAACCGCCCAGUGUAGGAUCUACGACUGAUGAACAUGGUCAUACGAGGCCUGUGGCAUUUAUGCCAUAUCGUGUAAAUGGUCAAUAUAUUAUGGAAGGUUUAGCGUCAAGCUUCCUAUUUACUUUAGGUGGUUUAGGUUUCAUUGUACUUGAACAAACGCAUAGUCCAUCCACUCCAAAACUUAACAGAAUUCUUUUAAUAUGCGUUGGAUUCAUUAGUAUAAUUGUCUCGUUUAUUACAUGCUGGAUAUUUAUGCGUAUGAAAUUACCGGGAUAUUUACAAUCAUGAAUGGAUUUUUCUAAGGUAUACGCAAAACAUAACUUUGAAAAAAUUUAAUAUCACUUUUUAUAAGAAAAAGAAUAAAUGAAACAAAUUUCUUGUAAAUAUAUUAUUUAAUAAAAAACAA